This is a messenger RNA of Hippocampus comes (tiger tail seahorse), 2829 nucleotides long. It is a transcript of the gene slc25a23a, whose product is annotated as solute carrier family 25 member 23a. The record is from RefSeq and is a predicted model, not a curated record. Gene Ontology annotation, biological process: transmembrane transport. Gene Ontology annotation, molecular function: calcium ion binding. The transcript is spliced from 12 exons. NCBI's taxonomy places the organism in Eukaryota, Metazoa, Chordata, Actinopteri, Syngnathiformes, Syngnathidae. Bases 536 to 2008 code for a protein of 490 amino acids.
AAAAAGAAAAGGUUAGGAAUAAUACUAGCCGCGCCCCUCCAGGACGAGGCUCUCAAAAUCAGGAAAGCGGACUCCACCGUCAAGAAUUACAAAUGCAAAUGACUCAAUUUCAUCGUAAUGACAAAAGCCGACUACAGACUGCAGGCUUUUCAGGAACACCAAGGACCUCUUUUUCGGACACUCUUAACGUCGGAGGGCGUCACCCGAGCUGGUGCUGGCCUCGCUUCCUGGUCCCGAGGAGGAGGCGCUCGCAAGCAAUUUGACGCGACACUUGAAGAGGUUCGUUUUGGCCAACAACACGUCCGUGGGCAACAAACACCUCCUUCGGACCACCAUGUCCGCAGAAAUUUCGUGUGAUCGAAUGCUGUCAAGUUGGAGUCCUGAUCCUCUGUAUCGUGCCAUGGAAGUCGGGAGGUAAACAGCGAACGAGGUCGUGGGCGUGCUGGAGCCUAUCCCUGCUGUCUUGGGACAGUAGGCGGGGUACACCCUGAACCGGUUGCAAGGCAAUCCCAGCACUAUCUGACUGGGCACCGCCAUGGCCCCUGCAAGGACUUGGCACCUCUGGGCCCACUGCCAGGACAGAAUGUCCUCUGCACCAGACCAGGAGAGGGAGAAAUUCUGGGAGGAGCUGUUUGAUCAGCUGGAUCUCAACAAAGAUGGAUACAUUGACAUACAUGAACUUCGUAAAGGGCUAGCGGGUCGAGGGCUAUCCAGAGCUUCGCUGGAGAGGAUUGUAAAAGCAGGAGACACCAACGAGGAUGGAGUGCUUGACUUUGAAGAAUUUACUCAGUACCUUCGCACCCAUGAACAGCAGCUCAAAGUCAUGUUUCGCAGCCUGGACAAGAACAAUGAUGGUGAGAUUGAUGCAACGGAGAUCCAGCAAUCUCUCCAUGCUGUUGGCUUAGACAUCAGUCUCAGGGCUGCUACCAGGAUUUUGCAAAGUAUAGACAAGGAUGGGACCAUGACCAUUGACUGGAAUGAGUGGCGGGACUACUUCCUGUUUAACCCAAUCACAAACAUGGAGGAAGUGGCGCGUUACUGGAAACGUUCAAUGAUGUUGGAUUUAGGUGAGCAGAUGACAGUUCCAGAUGAAUUUUCAGAAGAGGAGAAAAAGUCUGGCUAUGUGUGGCGGCAACUGAUGGCAGGAGCCUUGGCUGGAUCCAUAUCACGGAGCGGAACGGCUCCCUUAGAUCGUCUCAAAGUAUUUCGGCAGGUUCAUGGUUCCUCUCUGUUUAGUGGGAAUGUGCUGGGUGGUUUUCAGUACAUGAUGAAAGAGGGAGGAGCGCAGUCCUUUUGGAGAGGCAAUGGAAUCAACGUUCUUAAAAUUGCCCCAGAGACUGCAAUCAAAUUUACAGCUUAUGAAAAGAUCAAGCACAUAAUGUAUGGCAGAAAAGAUACUAAAAAUCUGAGGGUUCACGAGAGAUUUCUCGCUGGCUCGUUGGCUGGUGCGACUGCUCAGACAGCCAUCUACCCACUGGAGGUGCUGAAAACCCGACUCACGCUUAGAAAAACAGGCCAAUUCUUAGGAAUGUCUGACUGUGCCAAGCAGAUUCUGCAGAAAGAAGGCAUUGCAGCCUUCUACAAGGGUUAUGUGCCUAACAUGAUGAGUAUUGUGCCUUACGCCGGGAUUGACCUGGCAGUCUACGAGACACUAAAGUUCGCAUGGCUAAGUAGGAACAGAGGAGUUGCGGACCCAGGGGUCAUGGUCCUGGUUGGCUGUGGUGCAAUCUCCAGCACCUGUGGGCAGUUGGCAAGCUACCCUCUUGCACUCAUCCGCACCCGAAUGCAAGCUCAAGUCUCAAUGAAAGGAUCCACUAAGCCAUCAAUGACCACCUUGAUUCACACCAUUUUGACCCAAGAGGGUGUGGCCGGCCUGUAUCGAGGAAUUUCCCCGAAUUUGCUGAAAGUCAUCCCCGCUGUCAGCGUGUCAUACGUUGCAUACGAGUACACGAGGAUAGCUCUGGGAGUGGAUGUGGAGGGUAGGCGGGGAGCGAAAGGGAAGGUUUAAAAAUGUGCGGCUGGUUUGAUGUGACUUCCCUCUGCAAGAUCUGUUAAACCUGCACGAAGAAGUGGACUUUGGUGGUGCAUAGAUUCACAGUCCCAUGACUGCAAGCCUUAAUGGACAAAUACUAAAAGUGAUAUUACUCACUCCCCUGCCGUUGGAUGACCUCACAAGAACAUAGAAGAUGUGUGAGUUCCAUUGCACUGCAUGCACUCAGUCAUUGUAUCUGCAUUCAUAUUUACACGUGACGACUUGCAUGAACUGACCUGAGAACCAGCACGUGCACCGCAAAGGGGUUGUGUGUCUCCAAACGCAAGAGGGGUUUCUCAGCCUUUUUUUUUUUUCUCCUCACAGGGGUAAUGUAGAGAAGAUAGACGACUUUCAAGAGCAUUGUUCCACUGUCCGAAGGUUCAACUAAGUGUUUUAGUUUGUGGACUGAAAUGUCUUAAGCAGAAUGACGGAAACACUGACUGCACAACAGUGAACAGUCAAAUAAUAAAUGUAGAGUCAGAUAAUGUUGAUUUGUGGUAUUACAACCAAAACAAAAAAAAAAAAAAAACCUCACACUUGCACUGGUCACGUCUGGAGACGAUGUCUCACAGCCUCUUUCCAAUGUCGAUUUGCAAGUCAAAGAGAUUGAGUCAGCUUUUAAAAACACUACAGUGUAAAUUGUAUUAUGGCCUUUACAGUACCUCCUCUCAUUUUUAAAAUACAAAGAUUUUAAAACUCUGUUGGAGUAAAGAUGAGCAUGAUUUUUUAUUUUUCCAAUGAAUACCUUCUGUACCUAUAUUUAUGUUUCAAUUGUUAUAUUUAUAAUAAAUGCAAAU